This is a messenger RNA of Trifolium pratense (red clover), 1482 nucleotides long. RefSeq names its product peroxisomal adenine nucleotide carrier 1. The record is from RefSeq and is a predicted model, not a curated record. Gene Ontology annotation, molecular function: ADP transmembrane transporter activity; ATP transmembrane transporter activity. Lineage: Eukaryota; Viridiplantae; Streptophyta; Magnoliopsida; Fabales; Fabaceae. Gene Ontology annotation, biological process: fatty acid beta-oxidation; peroxisome organization; ADP transport. Bases 117 to 1076 code for a protein of 319 amino acids. The transcript has 5 exons. Gene Ontology annotation, cellular component: peroxisomal membrane.
AUAUAGUCUUUGUAUAUAUAUUGAUUGAUAAUUUAAUUUAAUACAACUACCAGCUACCACCUUGGCACCCGUGUCAUUGAUUCAAAGAGGAAGAAGAAAAGAAGAAGAAGAGAAAGAUGAACGUGGAUCUGGAAUCCUUGGCAGAAGCCACUUCUGGAGCCAUAGGAUCAUUGCUUAGCACAACAAUUCUCUACCCACUUGAUACCUGCAAAACUAAGUAUCAAGCUGAGGCACGUUCUCAUGGUAACAGAAAGUACAAGAAUCUCUCUGAUGUGUUAUGGGAGGCGAUAUCUAACCGUCAGAUUCUUUCGCUUUACCAGGGCCUUGGAACAAAAAAUCUUCAAUCCUUUUUUUCACAGUUUGUCUACUUCUAUGGUUAUAGUUACUUUAAAAGACUGUAUCUUGAAAAAAGUGGAUAUAAAUCCAUUGGAACAAGAGCAAACUUGUUAAUUGCUGCUGCUGCUGGGGCUGUCACAGCCAUUACAACUCAGCCCCUGGAUACAGCCUCUUCAAGGAUGCAGACAAGUGCUUUUGGAAAAUCUAAAGGGCUACUGAAAACCCUUACGGAAGGCACAUGGAGUGAUGCAUUUGAUGGCCUUAGCAUUUCCUUGAUGCUCACCACAAACCCUGCAAUUCAGUAUACAGUGUUUGAUCAGCUGAAAAACCGAGUACUGACAAAUAACCAAAACAUAUCCGAGAAAGGAGUAUCUCCAACAUCACUGUCUGCAUUUAUGGCCUUCCUUUUAGGUGCAAUUUCGAAGAGUAUUGCUACCUGUCUAACGUAUCCUGCUAUCAGGUGCAAAGUAAUCAUUCAAGCUGCAGACGCGGAUGAAGAAUCUUCUAAAAAACUGAUAAAAUCACCGAAAACCGUGUCCAGCGUUCUCUAUGGAAUAUGGAAAAAGGAGGGAGUUUUGGGCUAUUUUAAAGGAUUACAUGCUCAGAUAUUGAAAACUGUUUUGAGCUCGGCAUUGCUCUUGAUGAUCAAGGAGAAGAUCUCUGCUACUACUUGGGUCCUUAUACUUGCAAUUAAAAGGUAUCUCUUACUCCCAAAGAGUAGUAGGGUUAAGAACUUGUAAGUUUUGAUAUAGUUGUUAUUGGAAGAAGACGCUUAUGUGCAUUUCGGAUAAUGGAUUUGGUUGGAAUGAAAUAAGUGCAUUUUGACGGACACAUCCAUAUCUUCCGAGCUGAGACAAGGUUCUUUUUCUGGCUUCUCUUUGGUCCUAUGUACUUAUUGAUGUAGAACAACCGGCCCAAGAAUUUACGCAAAUGCACGAUAGACCAUUCGACAGGUUGAAAGUCUUGAGAAUAAAUGCAAUUGAAUUGUUAUAUAGUUGGUUUUUUGAUAUGUUGUGGAAGUCCUACAUCAGAAGGAUAUAGUUAAGACUUAAGAGUGGCUUUGGUGCUUCAUAAAUAAAAUAAGCACCCUCUUUUAUGUAGUAACUUCAGUUUCAAGUUAAUAAAUUCUUUUGUUAUUUUAUAUAA